Molecule: messenger RNA, 2120 nt
Organism: Myxocyprinus asiaticus (Chinese sucker)
Lineage: Eukaryota; Metazoa; Chordata; Actinopteri; Cypriniformes; Catostomidae
Product: biogenesis of lysosome-related organelles complex 1 subunit 4-like
Exons: 5
Coding region: 584-1294 (236 amino acids)
Cellular component (GO): BLOC-1 complex
Source: RefSeq, a predicted model, not a curated record
UCAUGAAUCAUGUUGGCUGAAAUUCCUAAAAAUUCUGAUGCAGCAUCCAAAAUUGUUUUAAUCUUCACUGAUCUGCUUGACAGCACUGUGGUAACAUUAAUAACCUUGACAAUAAAAAUGUGUAUGGGUGCCUCCUGCUGCCCCCCGCAAGAUGCCGCCCUGGGCAACGGCACAUGUCGGCCAUGCCUAAAUCCGCUACUGGGUCCAGGCACAUAUUCUCUAACUGGGUAACUGAUAUAUUCCAUUUGCACUUUAUCCAGAAUUCUUCCUCCAAAUGCAAACAAUAUACUCAAGCUCUCUUGCCGCUGUCCCACAUUGUUUUUAAACAGUCUUAUAUUCACUAUUUUACCUCCUUUUAGAUUCACCUUGGCCCUUUAGGGGCUCCGUACUUUUCAACUCCUCCCCCGACUGCAACUGGCAUAUCUCGCGUUGCGAUAUAGUUCAAGUCGAACACGCCCCUUAAUGUCACAUGAUCAGCAUAUGUUCGAGCCCUUUUUUGAUUGGUUCUUAAUCCCACGCAUGCGCAUAUACUGCUGUGCUUUCACUUCCACAUAAACAAGAGCAGUGAACUGGAGAGUGGAUCAUGGAGCAUCGCUUUGACAGGGCAGCGGCGGUGCUGUCACCGCUGGAGGAGUCCAGCGCCGAGGUGAGCAGAGACAGCGGCAUCGUGUCGCAGAGCGCCAGCAGCUUGUCUAUGGUUAGCGAGGCCCUGAGCAGCGGUACCGUGUCUCAGAGCUCGAGCUUCGGCGCUGCAGUGGCCCAGGACCCGAACUCUGCUGCGGGAGAAACCCAAGAACAGAGCGAGCCGGAACAGACACAAGACGACGAGCUGCUGAGACACACAGCGAUAGCUUACUCCUCCUAUAUGAGAGCAAAUGCUGAAGAAGAGGUCCUGUGCUUGGAGAGAAGUCUGGAGGAAAUGCUUACAAGAGUAGAUGAGUUUGUGGGAAUGCUUGAUAUGAUUAGAAAUGACACAUCUCAGGUGGUCAAUGAGAACCUGCCACAGAUACAAAGAAAAUCUGAAGAGAUGAGAGGGAUAUACAGAAAAAUCGACAAAUUGGAGGCCUUUGUCAAAAUGGUUGGAGCCAAUGUCAGUGCCAUGGAAGAACAAGUCACUCAAGUUGAAGGUGAAGUUGGAACUCUACCAGGCGCCUUCAAAAAGAUCUUUCGCACAAUGAGCGUGCCAGGAUUUUUAAAUAAACGUGCUAGCCCAAGAAGGCAAACGCAAAGACAUCAAGAGCUUCCUAGUGUAUUUAGGACAGAAGAUUACUUUAAAUCUCAGUCCGAGCAGUAGAAGAGAGACUCCUGUAUUGACUUAAGUACUUACCAAGCCCAGGGAUCUUCAUCAUCAGAAAUGCUGCCUGGGCGAUUAUAACCAGAUACACAUCUCAGAUACACUUUCCUGGGAUUGCAAAAAUGAAACAUUUCAGUCACUUUAGCUUCCAAUUAUUUGAAUGAAUCUUGGUCAAAGCGAAGUGUUAUUUUAGUAGACCAGUAAAAGGCAGCUAGUUUUAUAACCAACAGAAGCUUUGGUUUUGAAAAAAAUUUCAAGUGCCUCACCAGGAAGUUUGACACUGUUUCUUAAAAAUGAGAAAGCAUGCUUGUAAAAUGUCAGAACAUUUGUUGAAAUGUUUGUAUGAUUUUUUUUUUAAAUUUUUUUUUUUUUUUACUCAAACUUGUACAUAAUUUAUAGCUUUAUAAUGUUUUGCCCUUGGUAUUUUCUUCCAAUGCUUGAGAUCUUUGCACUAGUUUCACUGUUGCUUUAACCAGCUAUUUAUCCUAUUGAGGUUUAAUAUCAGUGUCUGACAUAUGCUGACAAUGGAUAUUUUAUUCUUAAUGGAGCAAGUGUAAAUUACUCUGGUUUAUUAUGUAGCAUUUAGUGCCACUUUCCUCAGCAAAACAAUGUCACCACAACAAAUCUUGUUUGUCAUGGACCAUUUGCUUUUAUAUUGAAAUGUUCAUUGAUACUUAUGUUAUGCUAAUUGUGUUACAUAAUUAUAUUUGUAACUAAUUACUGCCUAUUUGUAAUACAUUUACAGAUGUAGCUUUGAGCAGUUACUAAUUUUUACUCUCAAUAUUGAUCAGUAAUGGCAAACAUAAAGAAUGGCUUUUCCCUUCUA